This is a messenger RNA of Branchiostoma belcheri (Belcher's lancelet), 5150 nucleotides long. Its product is annotated as proprotein convertase subtilisin/kexin type 7-like. Gene Ontology annotation, cellular component: Golgi membrane; trans-Golgi network. The transcript is spliced from 15 exons. NCBI's taxonomy places the organism in Eukaryota, Metazoa, Chordata, Leptocardii, Amphioxiformes, Branchiostomatidae. Gene Ontology annotation, biological process: protein processing. Bases 156 to 2909 code for a protein of 917 amino acids. The record is from RefSeq and is a predicted model, not a curated record. Gene Ontology annotation, molecular function: serine-type endopeptidase activity.
CGCAGAAAAGUAGACGACAAAGCUAUUUCCGGUAACUUCCGGUUUACAAUGGAGACAUGCAUAUACAGGAAUCCGUACAACGUGAAAGGUGUCAUCACAGGAUAGUGCAGUGAUGCUGCUCCGAGACGGUGCAUCUGAUCGUGUCUGUGACAACCAUGUGGUCUUCCCAUCCUCUUUUCACAACGAAAGACUCUUAUUUUCUCUCACACUGUUGUGUCAACAUGUUUGUUCUUCCACUUCUUCUACUUAUUUUGAGCUGUGUAAAUAUAGUGCAGUGCCUGCCUACUCAGGAUUCACUACAAAAAAGCAAUACGUCAACUCGUACCCAAGUAUUGAAAGAACUACAAGCAGAUAGCACCUUUACUUACUCAGGGAAGGGGAGAAGUAGGUUAAAAAUCACUCCAGCUGCGUUUAGAAGGACAGAACGGGUCAGAUUUUUGUCUUCUACGCAAGAAGAAGCUCGCAAUAGACAUCAGUGGACGUGGUCUUGGGCUGUGAGACUAAAACCCAACUGCAAGGAAGGUUUCUAUAGCCAACACCAACUUGCAGACCAUGUAUCGAACGAACUAGCGCUCCAGAAUUUAGGGCAAGUAGGGUUACUGGAAGAUCAUUUUCUCCUGGUUCACGAAGAGUACCACAGGACGAUGGAGAUUUUGGAGCACAAGGUGGAGCACAGUCUGGGCAUCACGGCCGCGUUACGCCGACAUCCGUGCGUGGAGUGGUCGGAACAACAGUUCAUCCACAGCAGGGUGAAGAGAGACCUCACACUCAAGUUUCAGGACCCUUACUACCGACUGCAGUGGCACUUACACAACAGGGACAGCACUGGGAUGGACCUGAAUGUACUGAAUGUGUGGAAGAAGAACAUCACAGGGGCAGGCGUCACUGUGGCUGUCAUCGAUGAUGGUAUUGAGUGGACGAACCCGGAUUUACGGAACAAUUAUAGUCCAGAAGGGAGUUUUGACUUGAACUCCAAUGACCCUGACCCCAUGCCUGAGUUUGACACCAAGGGACAGAACCACCAUGGAACAAGGUGUGCUGGGGAGAUAGCUGCCGUGGCCAACUCUGUGUGUGCAGUGGGGGUGGCCUUCCACGCCAAAAUUUCAGGUAUUAAAAUCUUGGAUGGGCCCAUGACUGACAACCUGGAGGCCGCAGCAUUUAACAAGAACAUGCACAUCAAUGAUGUCUACAGCUGCAGCUGGGGUCCAGAUGAUGAUGGUAAAACAAUUGAUGGACCACACUACCUGGCAAGGAAAGCUCUGCUGUAUGGUGUGACUGGGGGUAGACAGGGAUACGGCUCCAUCUUUGUGGUUGCCAGUGGCAAUGGCGGAAGCUCGGGGGACAACUGUAACUACGAUGGUUAUGCCAACUCCAUCUACACAGUCACGAUUGGUGCAGUAGAUGAGAAUGGUGGGAUCCCGUACUACGCUGAGUCCUGCUCCUCCAUGUUAGCUGUCACCUUCAGCAGUGGAGACUCCUUCCACAAGGGCAUCGUGACGACAGACUGGCAGAUGGGGAAGGGUACAGGCUGUACCACGGGUCACUCGGGUACAUCCGCGGCCGCGCCGCUGGCAGCAGGCAUGGUGGCCCUGAUGCUGCAGGUCAGACCCUGUCUCACCUGGAGGGACGUACAACACAUCAUCGUCCUCACCGCCAAAAUGAUAAACCAGUACAGUUCAGAGUGGACCGUGAAUGCUGCAGGUUUCUACCACAGUCAUCAGCACGGCUUUGGUCUGAUGGAUGCCUGGAGACUGGUCAAUGCUGCCAAGGUUUGGGAGCCAGUCUCAUGGUUGAUGUCUCUCAACUCUCCUACCUUACAAGAGAACUAUGUCUUCACAGGGGGCCACACUGUCAAGUUCUUGUACAACGUGAGUAAAGAGGAUGCAGAUAUCCACUUCCUGUACAGUCUGGAGUACGUGCUGGUGAAGGUGUCCAUCUCCCACAGUUCCCGGGGGAACCUGGAGCUCAAGCUGGUCUGUCCCAGCGGCACCAAGUCUGUCAUCGCAGCACCCAGGCAUAAGGACAAGAUGGUGGAAGAUGCCAUGGACGGCAGGUUCCUCAACUCCAACCACUCAGCACCCUGCCCCCCUCCCGAACCACCGGCUUACGACGAGACUAAAGCAAUACGAGUCAAGACACUGAAGAUCCUGGUGCUGACCGGUGGCUUUACCGUGCUGCUAUCCCUGUACUACACUGUGGAGCAAGCCUUCCUCAACAAGGAGGACAAGGAGGGGAUACCCCCUCCAAUCAACCCCGCUCCGGAGGGGGGUCCCCGCGAGACAGACCGCCUCAUACCCCCGCAGGACACAGCCGAGGACAUACCUAUGCAAACUCUCACAGAAACCGUUCCAGACGACACGGCGAGCACAGAAGAACCCGUACUAAGCAACGACCUAGCAGACAACAGUCUGGAACUAGAAAGGCAGCCUCUCUUAUCUUCUCAACACGAUGUACAGAUCCAAGAGCUUCCAGGUACCACUACGGAAACUUCAGGCGGUGCCACAUCUGAGACGUAUCAAAACGAGAUGUGGUCUGCAAGAGACGAGGGCGCACUCGGUGUGUCAUGUCAAGAAAAGCAGCGUUCAGCAUCAGAUGAUGCCGUGGUACUAGAGUUAGAGUCUAGUGAGACAGACUGGGAAGAACAGCCCCUGCUUGUGCCAGGAGACACAUUUGUGGAUGAGAAGGAUUCAAAUAUGACUCAGCUGGAGGACUAUACAGACAAAUGCGUGCUUCCAAUAUCAGAACAAACCACAGUCGAACUGAUGGUUGGACAAGAGCAGAGCAGGACUUCAGGCAGUUUAGUAGACAGGAGUGCAGAAGAUACCUGUAGUUUAUUAGAACAAAGUGCCAGACAUUCUCUCUCUGAUCCAAAGUCUUCCUCAAGCAAUAUCUCUUCGAAGAUGUCUUAAUGAAAUGUAGAUAGAUUUGUAUUAGGGAUAAGGAAUGGUACUUGACUACAUUCCAAGAUUUCUGCAAUGUCUUCAGGUCCAAGGUGCUUCCUCUUCAGUAGAUAACAGUCUUUAUUUAGGGAGAUACAUCUUUAUUUCCUGCUGCUAUUGCUGGUCUGGGCCAGUAUUAGACUUUGUAAUGUGUCAUUUAGGUUCCAGUUGAUUUGAGUUUACCAUGACAUACAUGUACGGUCAAACCUGUACAAUGGACCACUUUCACAUAACGACCACCUGGCCAAUGUGACAACGUUUUGUUGGCUAUAGUUAGAUAAUUUUCCCCAUUAACACCAGCAUAAAGAUUCCUGUCUAUACUGUGACCACCUGUCCACAUGGACCAGAUUUUAUCAGUCCCCUGAGUGGUCUUCUUACACAGUUUUGAUUUGACCGUACAUGUACCGUAACUGCGUUUGAUUUGUGGUGGUUAUAUUUCAUGCUAGAAGGAAAAGGAAGGCCACUCACUCACCAUUUUACAUUCAAUUUGGUGUGUUGAAACAAUUCUACAAUACAAUUGGCAGUGUCAUGGAUUUGCAGUGGUGAGAUCACCACCAGAAACAAACAAAAACAAACCACUGCGUUCACUGCAUUCUUAGUUAGUACUACCAUAGUAUUUGGUAUCAUUGCCAAAAGAACCAGCCAUACCAUGUCAAAGAUUUUCAGGAUAAUUGAUAGAGUUACAUUAAUUUUUAAACAUCGUCAUUGAAACAUCGCAAUUUGUGCAAUAGGGUAUACUGUUUGCCUUACAUUCAGUAGGUUAUAUGAGUUCGAUUCCCAGCCGAGUCAUACCAAAGACUUGAAAAAUGGUACACAAUGCUUUCUCUGCUUAGCACACAGCAUUUUGAAAGAGUAUGGGAGUUCAAUACACAAUACUACCAGUAGACUAGCUUCCUGCCGUAGUGCUUGCACUAUUGUGUGGUAUUGAAAGAACUAUAACUAACGAAUUGAAACACACUAGAUGUGUCAUGACUUAAUGAUAGUUGCUUUCACUAUUCAUACAGCUCUUAAUUUCUAGAGCUUUACCAAAGGAAAACAUAUUGUUAUGUUCACCGAAGGAAAACAUAUUGUUUUUACUCAGUUUCUUCCUCUUCUUCUCCAAACACUGACCUCUGACCUGGCCAAUGACUUGAUUUGUUGACGUCUGUCACCAUGGUAACUGGUUUUUACUCAAUUUCUUCCUCUUCUUCUCCAAACACUGAUCUGGCAAAUGACUUGAUUUUUUGACGUCUGUCACCAAUGGUAACUGGUGUUGGGUUACAUAAUGUUGCAAUUUCAUAGUAGGGGGGAUUUAGACUCCUGUCACUAUAUAUUUGUAUAUGUGAAUGUGAGUAAGAAUUAACAGAGCAGACCAUAUGCGAAGGUUAACAUUAUGCAUUUGCUUCAGCCUUUCAGCAAAUGUUACUUAUCUAGUUUGAAUUUACAUUAUAGUAUUCACUGCCAAAGCAUGAGGGCUUAGUAAGAUGUUUAACAGCAAAAGCCAUUCUUUUUAAUUAUAAUUUAUUGUGAUCAUGACAGCUAUAGUAUAUAGCCCUAUCUAGGCAUGGUGCAAUCAUAUAUGGUGAUGUUUGUUUUUUGGGUCAAUAUAAGUGAUAGAAUUUGAGCAGAAUCUUUUAUCAUGAUGUGAAUUCAAUUUGUAGAGAAAGGUGCAAUAGUACAAUAAGUAAGAUAACUGCAAAAUUUUCUUGUACAAUUUUUGUUUUGCGAUAGGUUUUUGUCACAUGCUUUUAAGACUUUAUGUGGUGCUACAGGGACAUGUUAUCCAAUUGUUGAUUUUUUUAAUCUAUACUUUAUAAUUAAGACAAAUUAAGUUGUGAGGUAGUUAUUCUCUCAAAUACCUGUACUACCUCCAGUCUCUAUGUUAUAUCUGUGCUAUCUGAUAACAUGAAGACUUUAGUGUAAUAAUUUAUCUCCAAGUAGAUGUAAGGACCCAGCUCUUUCUAUGUGUUUUACGCCAGUUUUUGGAACAUGUAAUACUCUUUUCUAGUAUAUUGCCAUAUCCAGUCUUAAAUUCACAUUCAAGUGUUGCCCAUGAUUGCAUAUCAUUUUCCUUUUUGUAAUUAUUAGUUCUAUCAAGAUGAUCUAUCAACAUCUAAUCAAGCAUCAUACUACAGACUGUUACCAUCACUGCGCUAACUCAAGUGAAGCACAAGCAGGUAUGUAGCAAUAUCAAUCAUGAGCAUACAAAUAAAGCCAGUCUAUUGAUUCUCA